Molecule: messenger RNA, 2607 nt
Organism: Zootoca vivipara (common lizard)
Lineage: Eukaryota; Metazoa; Chordata; Lepidosauria; Squamata; Lacertidae
Product: disintegrin and metalloproteinase domain-containing protein 2-like
Biological process (GO): binding of sperm to zona pellucida; proteolysis; cell adhesion
Cellular component (GO): plasma membrane
Molecular function (GO): metalloendopeptidase activity
Source: RefSeq, a predicted model, not a curated record
CCAAACCUUUUUGCAUAUCACUUAUCCAAAGAAAAUUCCAUCCAACAUGACUGAAGAUGGUCUAGGAGAAGAUGAGAGCACACAGACUUACAUGAUUACAAUAAAAAAGAAGACGUACACAAUUCACCUGCAGCAACAAACAUUUUUGCCCAAUGACUUUUUGGUUUAUACAUACAACCAAGGAGGCUUUGUCCAUCCCAAUUCCCCACAUAUUCAGAGUGAGUGCUUCUAUCAAGGAUACAUACAAGGGUUCCCAAACUCUGUUGCAAUACUCAGCACCUGUUAUGGGCUCAGAGGGCUGUUGCAGUUUGAGAAUGUCAGCUAUGGAAUUGAGCAUUUGAAAUCCUCAGCUAAUUUUGAGCACCUGAUUUAUCAGAUAAACAACAAAAACCUACAGAGUCCACUUAGGAGAGAAGAUUUGCCAUCUACAGAAAGACAACUGGGGAGUGAGGGCAUGCCUUAUAAGCUGCUCUCAGAUACUGUGCCACUGUCAGAUGUCACUAAAGUACACAGAUACAUAGAAAUAUAUAUCGUUUUGGAUAAGGGUUUGUACAACUUUUUGGGUGGAAGCAGAGAAAUUGUAACCGACAGCAUAGCACAGCUUAUUGGUUUUGUCAACAGUAUAUUUUCUAGCCUUAACAUUACAGUUGUUCUAUCUUCUUUGGAGUUCUGGACGGACCAUAAUAAAAUCUCAACAUCAGGAGAGCCCGAUGUGUUACUACGAAAAUUUUUACGUUGGAAAAAUUCAUAUCUUGUUCUACGGCCUCAUGAUCUGGCACUUUUGUUAGUUUACAGGGAGAAACCUAAUUAUGUAGGUGCAGGAUUUAUGGGGAAGCUGUGCCUCCGGAAUUUUGAUGCAGGAGUUGCUCUGUAUCAGAAGUCCAUGACCAAAGAGCCAUUCUCCGUCAUUCUGGCCCAAUUGCUGGGUCUUAACUUGGGGAUGGAAUAUGACAACGGCAAAGAGUGCAAGUGCCCAGGAGGCUUCGUCUGCAUCAUGAACACAGAAGCAGUACUUUCAAGUGGAAUUAAAGCUUUUAGCAGCUGCAGUAUUAAAGACUUCCAAAAUUUCAUUAAAUUCAAGGGAGCCCACUGCCUCUCUAAUCGACCUAAUUUAAAAUUGUUUUACAAGAAGCGAAGUGCCAGAAGCAAAGCGCUUUGUGGGAAUGGUGUUCUGGAAGCUGGAGAGAAGUGUGACUGCGGCUCUGAAGAGGAAUGUAAGUACAGUAAAUGCUGUACUAGCUCAUGUACGUUUCUUCGUGGAGCAGUAUGCAGCAAUGAAUUGUGCUGUGAAAAUUGUCAGUUUAAGCCAAGAAACACAAUCUGUAGAGCAGCUGUGGACAGUGUCUGCGAUUUCCCUGAGUACUGCAAUGGCAGUUCGGCGUCCUGCCCAAGCAAUGUUUAUGCCCAGAAUGGCUAUAGCUGUGCCUCUAAUGCUGGCUACUGUUAUGGUGGAUCCUGUCAGGCGGCUGAUCUACAAUGUCAGGAUCUUUUUGGUGAAAAGUCAAAAAGUGCUCCUCAAGCAUGUUAUGAAGAAAUUAAUGGUCAGACAGAUAGAUUUGGACACUGUGGGAUUGACAUACGAAAGGGAUUUAAGACUUGUUCUUUUCGGGAUAUCAGAUGUGGAAAGUUAAUUUGCGUCUAUCCAACCAGAAAACCUUAUGUUGACAUGAACAUUCCAAUUCUGUACACUCCAUUCCAAGAUACCCUUUGUAUAUCUCUGGACCUUCAACAACCAGAGGGCUUUCCAGACCCAAUGCUGGUGAAAGAUGGUACAAAAUGUGGAACUAAAAAGGUCUGUAUCAAACAAGUAUGUGAAAAGUAUGGCGUCCUGAAAUAUGAUUGUGAUCCUACAAAAAAGUGCUUUGGGCAUGGAAUUUGCAACAACAAAAGAAACUGCCACUGUGAUCCAGGAUGGGCACCUCCAAAUUGCAAGGAAAAAGGAGGCCCCCUCGGAGGAAGCAUUGACAGUGGGCUUCGUAUGCUGGCUUCUGAUAUUACAGAAAGAGUCAUAGAAGACAACAUGAGGACGUGGGUGCUCCUGAGCAUAUUUCUCUUUCUGCCCAUUGUGGUUGGGUCAGCCGUCCUGAUUGUCAAAUGGGCACGAAUCAGCAAGUACUGCAUAGAUGACAGCGAGUCCCUAGGUGAUUCUGAAUCUUAUACUAGAUCCGAUGAAUAUAGCAUGUCAGACAAAACAAGCUUGAGCAACCAAGAAGACACAAUGUGACCAGACCUGGGCCAGGCUCCUGCUGUUUAUAUGACUUGUAGCUGCCUAAUAAAUUAUUGCUUGCUUAUACAGUACAGGUGAAAAGUAUUCUGUGAAUGGUUCUCCAGGUCCUUCUUUGCAUUUGUAUACAGAAUGCAGGAGCUGCAUUAUGGGUUGGCAUCAGUAGGCACAUGCUGUGGCCUACACCCCAAUAGGGGCUUACUGCUUGUUCCAAGAGCCUCUUUGCCUUCCUCCAUGCUUUUGCUGCCUCUUCACCUGCCAUCCCCAAGCAACGAAAACCAGCAGUGAGCUAAUCUCUCUUUGAGGGAAUAGAUGCCAAUUCUGCCAGAGAUUUCUGCUAGAGGGAGCCAGGGCCGGUGUGUCCAUUCAGGAGACCUAGGCAG